This is a messenger RNA of Ostrea edulis (European flat oyster), 4875 nucleotides long. RefSeq names its product mitochondrial coenzyme A transporter SLC25A42-like. Lineage: Eukaryota; Metazoa; Mollusca; Bivalvia; Ostreida; Ostreidae. The transcript is spliced from 8 exons. The record is from RefSeq and is a predicted model, not a curated record. Bases 213 to 1274 code for a protein of 353 amino acids. Gene Ontology annotation, biological process: transmembrane transport.
ACUAUGAAAUGUAACGGGGGAUAACUCUAAAAUCAACACAUUUGUGUUGAGAGGACUGAGGCCGUGAUGUAACUGUGUGCGUAGCUUCUGAUGUAAACAUCUCCCGGAAUAUAAAUUUGCAUUUAUUGUGACCUGCAUUCAUAAACACAAGCAGAAUGUGAUGUUUGUAUAAGAAAAACCAACAUUGCCAAAAACAGUUAGAAACCCCAUCAAUGCAUAAUCAAGAAACCAUGAAGACGGAAAAGGCCGACCAGAUUAUUCCAGAAAUAGCCAUGCGGGGGGCAUCCAUGAGAGAUAUUCAAGUCACAAUGGCGGAGCAUGAGGGCAGCGAAGAUGAAAUCACCCACAGGGAACAUGAAAUUAAUUUAAAAGUGCCAAACCACAACAAAAUUAUUACGUCUCUAAUUGCUGGAGCAAUGGCCGGAGCCGUGGCGAAGACUGUGAUAGCACCGCUGGACAGAACAAAAAUCAACUUCCAAAUUUCCAACAGACAGUUUUCCUUCAGAGGGGCGAUUCUGUUCCUCGUAGACACGGUGAAGAAGGAGGGGGUGACUAAGCUUUGGAGAGGGAACUCGGCCACCAUGGUGCGGAUCAUUCCCUAUGCCUCUAUCCAGUACACCGCUCAUGAACAGUAUAAACGCCUGCUGAGCACAGACAAGAGGAAACAACAUCUUCCUCCACACCUGCGCUUCCUGGCGGGGUCUAUGGCUGGAGUAACAUCCUCAUCUCUCACAUAUCCACUGGACCUGAUGAGGGCCAGAAUGGCAGUCACUGUUAAAGCGCAGUACAGCAAUUUGUGGGCAGUGUUUCGACACAUUGUGAAAUCCGAAGGACCUGCCAAUCUCUACAGGGGCUUCACACCCACAGUACUGGGGUCGAUUCCUUACUCAGGGGCCAGCUUUUUCACAUACGAAACUCUGAAGAAGUGGCAUGCAGGUCACUGUGAUGGUCGGGACCCCACCCCCAUUGAGAGGAUGAGUUUUGGUGCAGUGGCUGGUUUAUUAGGGCAAUCUGCUUCUUAUCCAUUGGACAUUGUACGUCGCAGGAUGCAAACAGCAGGGGUGACAGGCCACAGCCACGACUACACCUCCAUCUACAAGACAGUAUGUUUGGUCUGGAGAACCGAGGGCUGGAGGGGUCUCUACAAAGGACUCAGCAUGAACUGGAUCAAAGGCCCGAUUGCUGUGGGAACCAGUUUCACUGUGUACGACAUUUCCCUUCACUGGCUUAGGAGUUUCACAUAUUUCCAUAUCGACGAUGAGGAUUGGACGUAAACAGUCUGUUCAUGUAGCCUCUUCAGGAAUAUGUAGUUUAAAUUCUGCCGUACAAGUUUUCUUAGGAAUAUGUUAACGAUAAUUAAUGUGAUAUUGUGAUUACUGUUGAAAGACAGUCUUCAUAUCAGAGGACUAGAGUUGUAUGUUCAGAAAAUCUGUUUCUUUUAAAUUUCUUUGUUUUAUCAUUUGUUGAAAUAAGAGCAUAAUAUUGUGCAGCAGGGAUAGGUAAUUAAUGAUUCUUGCAACAAUGUAUGAACCUUGGGUUGUCAUUUUUUUAUAUCUCAAUAUAUGCUGUACAAGUGUUACUGGAUCACUGCCCAUUCUCCCGACUUUCCGGUAAUUUGUAAGAAAUUUGGUGUCUGAAGUGUGACAUGAUCUGGUGUGAUUUAGAAACUUUCCACAGAUUUAAGUAUAUAUUUCUCUCUUGUACAUCUACAGUGUAUGCUUCAAAGAAACUGCUUCAUUUGCUUCUCCAAGCUUGUUUACUGCUUUCAACAAUUUUUCAGUUGUCUUACAAAUGUAAAUUUAUAAUGAACCUACUUUGAAUUUUUGAGCUCUGCACAGAAACCUGGCAUUUUAGAUUGAAAAAUCUUGUAUUUAAGUAGCAAAUUUAGAUAAAUUAAACGUAAGUUUUUGUACAUAUGAAAAUAUUGUGUGUAUAAUAUAUUUCAUUUUAGAUUAUGUUUAAUUAGUAAAUGAAACUUUUAUGAUAUACAACAGGUUUUCAUGGGAUUUCUUAACUGUGUUGUCAUGAAAAGUAUACUUUUUAAUUAGAAUGUAACUUUGAUAUCAAAGGUAAAUCUGUCAUGAUUAUCAAAGUUUGAGGAAGAUCGGCAUUGAAGAACAGAGAUUUAGGUUUGUUGUCCUUCCAGCAUGCUGCAUACAUUAUGCCCAGUAAUUUCACAUAGGUUAUAGAUGCAUCAGCAGGUAACGUCCUUUGCUGCCAUCUUGUGAUAAAAAACCAACUUUUCCCUUCUUUAUACACCACCCUAGCAAGCUUACCACUAGAACUUGCCAGUAAAUUUCUAGCUUCCCUCGCAAUCAAAGGAGGGGAUGCAAAGUUAAUUGAAAGUUAUUCAUUUAAAAGAAAAUAAAUUACCAAGGAAACAGACCCCCCCCCCCCCCCCAAAAAAAACAAAAACAAAAACAAAACAAAACAAACCCCACAAUGAUCAUAUUUGGAAAGAUGAUAUCCAAGGAACACAGCUUUUGGUUUAUUGCAUGGAAAAUUUUCAAUUAGAAUUAUAUGAUCUACUGAUAAAUGGCAAGAUGAUACGAUACACCCUAGUAACUGAGAGUGAUGGAUAUUGGGUGGGGUGGGGUGGGGGUCUGCUACAUAUUUAUAUUGUAUACAGACAAUCUGUAAAGGACUACCGUGAAUCAUUCGAAAUCAGUUUUCUACAAUCAUGUCUUCUAACACACAGCCAGUGUUAGAUUGUGUAAAUCAUUGAGAUGAAGUUUGUUCAUUUCAUUCAUCUUGUAACAGAAAAGAACUACCGUAGGUCAUCUGAAUAAUCUUAUUUGAUUCUUUUUAUUUAUUUUGUUUACUUUAAUUAAAAACUGUAUACAUGUACAUUUCAAGGUAAGAUAACUGUGUACAUAAAGUAGAAUACAUGUAGAUAAGACAUGCAGAAUUAAUGAUAGUCAUAGCAGUGAAUAUAAUGACUAUGUACUGUAAUAUGGGUUUCCUGCCAGUUUGUUUUUAAAUUGUCCCAUAUAUUGUAUGUUUCUCUGACUUCAGACAGUAUGUACCAUAUGUGUUGAUCAUGUUCUGCUAAUUGACAAAUUUUAAUCCUUGUAUAUUCAUGUUUAUCAGGAUGACAUUAUAAGUGUAUGAAUCUGGUUUUGGUUAAUCUACAUGGCCUGUGAUUUUUAUUUUAAUUACUGAUUGACAAUUUUCGAGGAAAUGGUUAACAUUAUCUUCCAGAGGAAUCAGAAUGGAAAAUUGUAAUUUGUGGCGAUUUCAACUUCAAAAUUACUGAUUUUCAGAGAAAUUGAAGGAUUUUUUUUAGCAUUAGGGCCAGAAAUAUCAUCUAGAUGGGUUUUCAUUCAUACGUUUUAUAUCACCAGUUACCUAGUCCUUCGGCUGUUGAGUGCAACGGCCACGUGUAAUGUUACAAUACAGAAUUCAAAUAUUUUGCUGAAAGUGCUCCAUGUUACAUGUAGGCAUCACGUACAGUAUUUUAUUAAUAGUGCUUCAUGUUAUGUUAAUAUAAGUUUUACAAUUUAAUAAUUUGAUAAUAUAAAAAUAAAUAAUAUAAAUCACUUAAAAAUUUCAUAGCUAUAAAUUUUUUAUUAAAAAAAGUAAUGAAACAAAUUUUUUACCGUUUGAUUUGAAAUAAAGUAAUCUGAAACAUUUUACACUGUUCAUGAGUUACAGGUUACGAUGUUUAAAAUGGGUAAAGAUAUGAUGUAACUUUCUAUGUUCGAAUACAAGCUAGAUUUUUUCAUAUGGUAUUUGGUGUGUGUAUUACGUGUAUUUAUUGAUUUGGAAGAGAUAACAAGGCAUAUUCAAGGGCAUUUGUCGAUUUAUAAACAGCAAUAUACACAAAGUAGAUAUAUUCUAGUUUCAGGUAUCAAAUAAUGCACAGAACUAAAUUUUGUGAACAUUAUUAUUUUAUUUUUGCAAUUUGAAUGAACGAUUUUCUGGAGCAAACAUAAAUUUAAGAGAAUUUGAAAUAAGUGUUUAUGAGUUGAACCAAAUUGACAUUAUAGUCUUAACAUUCUGAAUAUUUGAGGAAUUUAAUUGAUAUCUGCAGUAAAGAAAUAUGAUAUUCCUAAAAUCUGAUACUGUAUGUAAUAAUUGCCCCUGUUUUAUAAGAUGAUUUCAUUCUGUACUUACAGUAUAGCAUAUAUUUUGUAAUGAGUUAUCUCCCUUCGUCAUGGUCCGUAUUUAAUUUAAUAUUACCUCAAUUUCAUGCUAUUGAGAAGGAGUUUGUGUAGAGCAUAUUUAUAAAUGGAGAGGUUGAGGAACAUUUUUAUCACAUGAAAAAAAUAUAUAUGAGUGGAUUGUGUGUAUACAUGUAGAUCUAAUUUUUAGUGUGUGUGAAGUGUUUGUCAUAAAUUAAGGAUUGUCAUACAUGUCAUCAGAUUGCUUCCUAACUAAAAUUUAUUUCUAAUCAAUGUGUGAUGUAUAUUCAUGUAAAGAGUCUUCAGUGUAUGGAAUAUAUAUAUAUAUAUAUAUAUGUGGAAGUAAGAAUACAAAUAAUUCUAGAUAUGCAAGCUUUGGUAAGAAAAAUGUUUAACAACGAAAUUUUCAGAGGACUGACUGUUACUAAAGAUGAUAAAUACAUGUUUUCAUUUUUUAACUAAAAUUUUCUCUUUCAUUUUGGGAUAUUGACAAACUUUGUGGUAAUGAAUAGAGCUUGUUAGAAAAUGUGAAUUUUUAUAGGUGUGUCAUAUAAUGUAUGAAUUAUUAUAAUAAUGUACAUGUAUGUGUGCGUGGAAUGAGUGAGAAAUGAUGUUGCAAUAUACUGACGAUGUUACAAUAUAGAGACGACAUCUAUUCGUGAACAUUUCUGUAUAUCUUAUGAGUGCUAUCUGUUUUUAUUCCUCAUGCGUUAUGUGAUAUUUUUCCUGAAUAAAAGUUGAUUCAUACUUA